Molecule: messenger RNA, 2601 nt
Organism: Closterium sp. NIES-67
Lineage: Eukaryota; Viridiplantae; Streptophyta; Zygnematophyceae; Desmidiales; Closteriaceae
Source: the annotation of a GenBank genome assembly
CUGGUGGUGCUGGUGGUGGUGAUGGUGGUGGAGGUGGUGGUGGUGAGCUGCUGCUGGUUCGGAUGGAUGCUGUUGGAACGCACACCGUGGCCCUUGCUGCCCUUCAACCCGCCUUUCAACAGCUGGCGGACUCACUACAAGCAGCAGGCCCCUCGCAUUUCUUCUUCCCCCCUCAAGAUUGGGCGCCGGAUUCGUCUUCUACACAUGCUGCUUCUGCGGGGGGGGCGCCAGCAGCAGCAGCAGCAGCAGCAGGAGGGGGAGGGGGAGGAGGGAGAGUGGGGGAGUCGCAUGUGGGGAGGUUGCGGGCAGUGGAGCAUCAGCACAUACAGCUGUCCCAGUCCCUCCAGUCCCUGGUAUCAGGGCAGGAGGCGGAGAUGUCUGCCUCGCUGCGCUCUGCUGCUCUCUCGGACGCUCAGCUCGCACUUGCCCUGCCCCUCCCCCCGCCCUCCGCCGUCAAGUCUCCCGCUGCUGCCCUGAAAGCAUCCCCACACAGUUUUCCCUCCAAGCUCGCCCCUCCCUCGCCUCUCCCUCCCCCAAAACUGCUCGCCCCACCAUCCCCAUUCGCCCCCAACGGCGCUCCUCCUUCCUCCAUGCCCGCUCAGCACCCCACCUCACCCCUCACUCGCCCGCCCCCCUCGCUGUCCUCGCGGCGGCCCCCCUCCAUUCUCACACCGUGGGUGCUGGCGGGGGAAGCAGCUCUGUCAGCUCUGUCAGUGUCGGCUGCUCUCACCAACACCAGCACUCGCGCUACAUCAGAAGCCUCCUUUGCUCCCAACCCCUGGGCAGACGAGCUGCUAGCAUGUGUCCCAAUCCCAUCCCACCACCGCUCCCUCGCUCUCCCCCCCUCCUCCUCUACCAAUACUCAUUCCGUAACUCCCUCCUCUCACACAAGUGAGGCGGAAUGGCAGCAGCAGCAGCAGCAGCAGAGGGGGCAGUCGCGCUCAUACUCCAGACGAGAUGAGGACGACCAUGGGGGGCAGGCAGGGGAGGAGGAGUGUAAUGAGGGGAAGCGGAGGGAAAGGGAGGAGGAGGGCAAUGACGGCAGCAGCAGAGAGGAGGGGGGUGAUUCGUUUUACCAAGGCAAUAGCAGUCCAAGCAGCACUAGCUGUGGCUCUAGUGCUUUCCCAGCGCCCAUGGUGCCAAGCGAGUUUGGCCACGGCAAGCUGGGAGGCUGCAUGGAAGGUCAGGGGUUCGAAUCCCUGAAUAGGAGGUAUUUGGUGCCGAGCCUGCCUGCGGAGGAUGGCAGUCGCAGAUACAUGGGCGUCGAGAGUAACAACUACACGGGUGGCAGUCACAUGGGGGGUGGCAGUUACGCGGGUGUCGGCAGUAGUAGUAAUCACAUGGGCGAUGGAGCCUGUAUGGGGGAUAGCAGACCGCUGGGAGGAGGAACGAGAGCACAGGCUGAGAAUCACAGGAGGAGGGGUCCGCUGGGUCCGCAAUAUGAGAAUCAUUCACCAGAUCCCGUUUCGAACUGCCUCUCGGACGAUCUUUUUGACUCUAUGACAGGCUACCAGUCAGCUGCUGAUGCGAUGUCAAGCGCUCUGACAGCGGAAGUCACUCCCGAGAAGCCGGUACCACCAGCCCAUCCCGCUGCUUCUGCUUCUGCUGCUGCUGCUGCUGCUGCUUGUGCUGUUGCUGCUGCUCCUGCUGGUGCUGACGACGGUAUUGACGACGGAGAUUCCGCUUACUUCUCAGCUCUUAGCCCAUUCGGCAGUGCAACAUCUGCUUGGUCUGCAGUGUCUGCUGCUCCCAAACAACCAGCAGCGCCAGCAGUAGCACUAGUAAGAACAACAGCAGCAGCAACAACAUCAGUAGCAGGAGCAGCAGCAGCAGCAGGAGCGCCAGUAUUUGACAGUCCCGGUUUGUGUGUGGAGCAGUGGCAGCAGGCACUGAACUACAAGCCGCAGGAUGCAACUUCCCUGCUGGGCAAUGACCUUCUCACUGACGAAGACCAGCGGUUCCUGGACUCCGUCCCUCUCUCUCACUCCCUCUCUCACUCUCACUCUCACUCCGACCACCGCUACUGACUCACCACACCACCACUGACUGACUCCACCGCACCCCACCCGAUUCCACUCCAUUCCACUCCGUUUCGCACACUCUUCCUUCCCAUUGCCUCACCUGCUGCCUCCCACUCAAGCUGAUCACCUAACCUGCUUGCGCUCCCCUGUGCAUUGUCAUUAUGCCCCAUAAUUUCCAUGCAUUUGGGCGUCUCUCUCUCACCCCAUCCACGAGGCCUUCUGUUGCCAAAUGCUGAAGGCGAAAAAUCGCCAGAACUGCCUUGGAUAGCACGACCUCAAGUCCCAGCGUCGGUUUUAGGUACAUUGGAUGUAGCUUUUGUUGCCUUGCCUACUCAACUCGAGCACCAAGUCUUAAGUUCAAGGUGCAAGACUUGGGGGUUAGGGCGAGCCUCAUUUGUUCAUUGACAGGGAAAGCUCUGUAACUGCUACCCCUGGACCUGACAGGCAGGCGUGCAAAACAAUGACGAUGAUCCGUAACAAUUCAGAGAAGUACAAGCAACAUUCCCAUCCCUAUUAAGCAGGCCCCAAGAUAGGUUUUUCGGCACGUUGAUACUGUCAGCAAUAAAUAUUUAAACAGAUU